Phragmites australis (common reed) is the source of this 831-nucleotide messenger RNA. Its product is annotated as auxin-induced protein 15A-like. Gene Ontology annotation, biological process: response to auxin. The record is from RefSeq and is a predicted model, not a curated record. NCBI's taxonomy places the organism in Eukaryota, Viridiplantae, Streptophyta, Magnoliopsida, Poales, Poaceae. The coding region runs from base 226 to 588 and encodes 120 amino acids. The transcript has a single exon.
UGGCUCCAUAGCCAGCUCCCCCAGGAGCGAGCCGGCGGAGUCCUAUAAAAACCGCCGCGAGUGCCACGAAACCUCGCAUCGCACCACACCACGCGGAGGGAUUAAAAACUAGUUGGCCUCCAGCGCGAGCACUAACUUGUACUUGCACCGGUUGCGCCGUGCAAGAAGCCAAGAAGCUAGGCGCAGCGACGGCGGCGAAUCGUUGCAGUGCUUGCACCAGCCGCCAUGCAGGGGGAGGAGAAAAAGGGGAAGGUGAAGAAGGGGUGGCUGGCUGUGCGGGUCGGGGCGGAGGGCGGCGACGACAGCGGGUCCCGGCGGUUCGUCAUCCCCAUCGCGUACCUGUACCACCCGCUGUUCCGGCGGCUGCUGGAGGCGGCGCGCGACGCCUACGGCUACGACUACUCGGCGGGGCCGCUGCGGCUGCCGUGCUCCGUCGACGAGUUCCUCCGGCUGCGCGCGCUCAUCGAGCGGGAGACGCAGGCUGCCGCGGGCGGGUCGGCCUCCUCCUCGUCGCACCGCGUGCACGCCGGCGGCGGGCACCACCACCACUCCCUCUCCCCGUGCACCCGCGCUAAGGUCAGCUCGUGAUCAGGCCCGCCUGAUCGAGUCGAGCUCGGCUUUCGUGCGUGCACCGCGACCGUGAGGAGUCCAUGUCCAUCGAUCGAGCCGGAGGUGUAGAGAGGGAGAGAGGAGAGGCAGUAGCUAGUAGGCGCUUAUGGUUUUGGUUUUGGCUCCCGCCUUUUACUUCUGAUUUUGCAGAUGCAUGUACUAUACUACAAUUAACAGAUCGAUCAGUUGAAUUAACAAUCCACACAGCUCUUCACAUGUUCA